CUUAACAUUUUUAUCUGACACUUGACAGCUAGGCAUCUAACAUAAUCAAUUGGUACAUAGUUAAAUGGAACGUUGCGUUCUGCGCGGAAGAAAUUAUUGACUUUUUAGAAAUAAAAUAACUUUAAAAUACAUGCUAAUUAAACUCCGACUAAACCUCGUAAUAUACCAUGCUACAAUAUCUAUAAAAUCUCUUGCCGCUAUUUAUAUAAUUUCGCAUAAUACCACCGAAUAAAUUGGCUUUAGAAUCGAUAACCCAGUUUUGUAAAACUACGAAAAUUGUGAAUGUGCUAGUAUGUCGUGUUAAGAUAAUAUAUUACAAUCUAGAGGAGGCGGAUAUUGCGACGAUUCAUAAUGUUGUUCACCCCUAUCUAUAUCGCGAUGACUUUCAUUAAGACUUGGCGCAUCCGUUCGUUUAGGGCUCGGCUACUGGAGUUCCUGAGCGGCAAUACGAGUGUCGCAUUCUGUAAAGUUCCUGAAAAUGCAGCCGAAACACCAACACUUAGUUCCAAGCUAUGUACAAAUCCCAAAAAUGCAUAUCUCUGCAAUCUGUUUGACUAUACUAACACUACAAGGAUAUGCAGCAUGAAACCCACACAGUGCAUUGACGUUAGUGACUGGGUUACUUGUUCCGGUGGCCUUCCAUUAGGUUCUGGAGAUCAAUCCCCAGUCACUGAUCUGGAUGUGGACAUACUGUUUGAGUGUGAGAUGGAACCGCAUGACUCCAGCAAUCACGAUAUUGCAAAUCUGGAGUCUAUCAAAAGUUAUCGUUAGUAGAGAGUUGGUGCUCCCAGUCGGGCGGCACGCGCGUUCAGAACCUGGAUGGGUUGACUGUACAGUGGUGCCUGCGCGGGGAAGCCCCGAUAGAACCGCCUUCGGAAAACUUUCUCCCUGUUUACGUUUACGAAUGCCCUGAAAACUUCUCUACUGUCGAAUAUUUUGAUAACCUGACGUCGUCGUGCGUGGGGCGGCUGGUGGUGUACGCGGAGGUGCUGGCGUCCACGGCGCGCGUGACGGGCGCGGCGCUGGCGCCGGGCGUGGGCGCGGUGGCGCGGCGCCAGGCCGCCGGCCGCGGCCGCCAGGGCAACCGCUGGAUCACGCCGCCCGGGCAGGCCGCCAUGUCGCUGCAGAUAUGGCAGAAGAUGUCCCCGCGCAUAUCGCUAGUGCAGCACGCGGCGGCGCUCGCGGCCGUCAGCGCCAUCCGCGCGCAGCCCGUCUACGAACACCUCGACAUUAGAAUAAAGUGGCCCAACGACAUCUACUACGGGCGAGAGGUCAAAAUCGGCGGCACCAUCACCACGGCCAGCUGUAUGAACGACGACGUCAUAUUGAAUGUCGGUACCGGUGUAAACAUAUCCAACAACGUGCCAACGACUUGCGUGAACGACAUCAUCUCUGAAUACAACAAGCGGCAUGGCACGUCACUAGCGCCGAUAUCGAUAGAAAGUUUCCUCGCGCGCUACUGCUCCCAGUUCGAACAGAUACUCGACCGCCUGGAGCUUGAAGGCGGGGUCGACCUCUUCCUGGAUCAGUAUUAUCAGUAUUGGCUUCAUACUGGAGAAGAAAUUUUUGUUCAAAACCAAGAAGGCGUCUCCCCAGUGCCCGGUAUAAUAACCGGCGUGGAUGAAGCGGGCUGGUUGCUCGUCCGAACUGGCACGGGCGAGGUAAAGGUAGCCCCCGAUGGGAACACAUUCGAUAUCAUGAGCGGACUCGUCGCUCCUAAACUAUAACGUUUUAUUACUGAGUGUUAAGGUUACAAGUUUAUGUUUUUUUUUUGUGGUGAAAAAUUAAGGUUCGGUUUAAAAGGCUAGUUGAUAUGCGCAGUAUUUUUCAUUGAGACUAAAUUUAUAAGACCCAGAAAAAUCGCUGAUCUCAAAUCUGUAUACUCGAUUUUGCAAAAUUAUAACUAGCCUUUCGAUCAUCGAAAUGAUAUAAAAUUGUGUAUGGGUCAUUGAGGUGUUCUAGUUUUCAAGAAAACUAUUUUUUUUCGGUUCAGUCAGGCUCAAUACUUAAAUGCUCUCUUAGUAUAAGUGUGAUGGUUAUUGAUGUGUAAGUGUCCUUUAAGUUUGAUGAAUGCGUAUUUUUAGAAUUUGUCCAUUGAAUAGUAUCAAUGUUGUGAUAAAGGGAUUAAAUGGUAAUUGGAUCAUUAUGUAAACGCUACUGCGGAAUUUAUAUAAGUCGAUAAAAGGAAGACGUGACUAAAAUAUCGAUAUCGAUAAAAUGAAAGGAUAAUUAACGUUCGAAAUUUGUUGAGGUGAUUGGGAUUGCGUGCCGGUGUAAUGUUAAUUUAUUGUGUGACAAUAUAUUUAAUUCUUUAUAAUUCGUUAAGGUGGUGUGUGAUUAGAGAUGCAGUCAACAGAGUGUGAAAGGGCGAGUGAAAUAUAUUUACAUACAUAUUUUUAUCAAAAUUUAAUUGAAACAUUCUCUACUAAUAAUAAAUAAUAUAGUAAGAGAUUUUUGUCAUAAUAUUUCAAUAUUAAAAUCAAAUAUACUUUUUAUUUAUAUAUGUAGAUGGUAAAUGUACUGUGUAUUUUCUUGUAAACAUAAAAAUCAGAAAUAUAUAAUAUUUUAAAAUAUUUUCACAUAAUGGAGUUUCGAUGUAAUGAAUGAAGAAGACAAUAUUUUUAAUAAAAUGUGAUAGUUUCGAUCUCUUGCAUCUGCAUCUCUAUAGGGUAAAUCUUACUUUUUACUACAUUGUUUUCCAAAUCCUAUUAAAUAAUGUGUAUGGGUGUUGAACAUUAAUAUUGAGUUUGCCAAUUUUUAUCGUUUCUAUUAUUAAAUACAAAUAUUUUAUAAAAUAUACAUUUUUUAAUUAUAUAACAUAAAAGUGUUGACUUCAAUAUUACCAUGAAUAACCUAGACAAAAUAUACGUACAUAGCGAAAUAUAAUCAUUGUUAAUCUAAAAUAUAUAAACCGCUGAUAACUGUACUAAGUAUCAAAAACGAAUGCACUGAUAAAAUAGCAGAUCACCGUCCAAAUCGAGAUAAGAUUCACUGUGAAGAGUAGCUAACUAUCGAUAUUUCUGCCCCUAUUACAAUAUAAUAAAAUUAUAUAUUUUUCGGCAUUACGCCUUUGCAACUGUAGGGGACAGAAUGGUUAGUCGACAGUACAAUAAUUAACGUUAGUUCCAUAGUACCGUUAUAAUUUAUAAAUUCUGUGUGAGUCGAUAAUAUUUACUAUCUAAAGUUAGUCAGAAAUAUAGAAAACUUUCACAAAAAUACAGCGGUCGGUUUUCAUACGUAUUUCUUACUAACUUUAUACAGCCGAUUUCAACUACGAUCUGGAGCUGAAUAUUUGAUCUGAUACCGAGAAUAAACCCAUUAAAACAAGUAAUUUGUAAGUAUGUCAAGAAUACUUUAUUCUGAUUGAUCCAUUUUCGCGAUCAAAAAAGGGAUUGGGAUCGUUUGAAAUUGGAUCGCAAACAUUGGAAGCACACAUUAGUGACAGUUCUUUUCACAUACCUUAGUAAUGUCGUAUUUGGCACUUAGUAUAGUCGAACCUUGUAGAUGAAUCUCGAGCACAAUUAUCGAUGUUUGUAUUAUGACGUAGUUUUAGUUUAGAGUGAUUAGUGUUGACUGUAAUUGUUGCCUCUCAAAAUAUUUAUGAAACGUUACUGCAGAAGUAUUAAUGCGAGAUAUCGAAAAACAGUGUUCAGAAAUCCCGUUUAUAUUUUAGUGUUUCACGAUAUAUCUACUUUUUACUAUAUUAAACUAUAUUAUAGCGAUAAAUAAAUUUGAAGACUUUUAUUAUUAAUAUAUUUUAUUGAAUGCGUUAAUAUUUUUGCAGUAAAUAAAUGCAUCACUUAGUUACGGAAUGACGCACCACUGCCAGUGCUCUUAUAUCAAAUAAUGUUAGAAUCAAACGUAUUGUUCCGGCAUACACUACAAAGAAUUAAUUUUACGGGGCAUUUUGUGGCGGAACCAAUAUGAAGUUCAAGAAAGCUUGAUACAAAUCCUCGCAUAACUAUGGAUGUUAUAUUUUUAAUGUGUUGUGAAAUCGAUAAAAAACUAAAUUUAACGUCGUUGUAUCCUGAAUCAGAUAUUAACACUGUUUAUGAAGUCUGGUUUGACAUUAUGGACUUACUAGUGUAUAAUUUGUCAUAUUUCCUUUUAGAAUUAUUAUUUAAUCUAUAAUUACUCCAACAAACUACAGCAGUAUUGUAUUUUUGGUAAUACACUUUUAUUUAUCGAAGUUUAUAGUAUAUCGAAUACAGUAUCGAUAAAGUGCACUGAAAGAAAUUAAACUUUGUAGUGUUAUAAUAAUAAGUAAUAUAAAGUAUACACAUGUAUAAUGGAUGUUGUAGACGAGUCCGUUCAUGUUAAAAUGUUAUGUAUUACUAAAUAUUAAACUCGCAAAUGUAGACCUACGUCAAUUAAUUUAAGAUUAUCGAUAGAAAUAUGAGAAUCUCGAACGCUUAUAUGUUUUGUUGUUGCCAAUGUUAAAAUUAUUAAAAUUCAGACAACGCCAGUGACAACUUUAUUGUGUUAAAAUUAAUUUAAAAAAUAUAAAAAUGGUGUUUGGUUGUAUAAGUGUGACUCGAUCACAUCGUAGCGAUUGUGAUGAUUUAUAUUUAAGACAUUUUUAGUAUCAAUUUCGGUAUUGCCAAAAUAAUAUUUUUAUUAUGAGAUUCCAAAAUUAAGAUUUUAUAGUACAACUAUUUACUCUCUAUUAUGAUUUGGCUUUUCUCUUAUCGUACGUUUGGUACCUGAGGGUUUAUGUGUAACUUAUCUUCUAUUAUCGUCUUUAAGCAUGUGAAUUGGAGCUUUUUAUCGUUUAUUACAAUUUCUCGUAUCGGAAACAUGUGCCUAAACGAAGUCACUGCACACGCGUGCAAUGUACUUUACGGUUGUAAAAUUAAAUUAAGUCGCUUAAUGUAAACUAAAAUUCGCAAUGUACACUUAUUUCGAUGUAAAUUUUACUAUUGUGAAUCUUUGAAGAGUUUUCGACUAACUUUUGCUGUUUAAAUUCUGCGCAAAUAUCGAACGUUUUCACGGCGUGUCAGUAAUUGUUGUCAUUGAUGUUUACAGUUGUAAGGUGGUCUGGUCUAGUCAUUCGCUGUUGUAACGUGACGUUAUGUUUAGAUGUUAUACAUUGAUAGAGUCUAAAAUGUUACUUAAAUAUCUUGUUACACUACUCUGGUUGUACUCAUAUCUUCUAUUAAACUAUUUCUUAUUUAGUAA
Molecule: messenger RNA, 5178 nt
Organism: Manduca sexta (tobacco hornworm)
Lineage: Eukaryota; Metazoa; Arthropoda; Insecta; Lepidoptera; Sphingidae
Gene: Hcs
Product: biotin--protein ligase
Biological process (GO): protein modification process
Cellular component (GO): cytoplasm
Molecular function (GO): biotin--[biotin carboxyl-carrier protein] ligase activity
Source: RefSeq, a predicted model, not a curated record